UGCUAUAUAUAUGCACGUCCAGUCUUCCAAAGCCAGCUUAUGCGAAAGCCUCUCAACAAUGGAGUCUCAUAGGUAGCUUCAUUUUAGUGGUAAACAGAUCUUCGUUUUUUAUUAUUUUUAUUUUUGUAAUUCUUCUUGUGUCUCCGGCGGAAGCAGAUUCCGUCGCCGAGUUCUGACGUGUCUUACCAUGCUAUAAUGGCAAAGGGUUGGAAACUGACGACGAGCCUAAGCGAAAGGUACCUGGGGACGUAUAGCUACGGCAGCAACGGGCACAUCCAAGGGUCGAACGGCACGGACUCAUCGGAGCUCGGAGAAGAAGAUGUCUGGUCCAUGGUUGACGGCAUGGCAGGCCGGGAGGAUCACGUCGGCUUCAGCAACAACAGUCCGCAUGCAGAGUGGACUCCACGCACCUUUGGGGAGAGCAACGCGAGCGUGGGUGUUGGGAACCACCACCAGAUCCCUCGGGAUGACCGACUCAUGGGCGGGCUGUCGCAGGCCUUCGAGGACUCGGGCCGUCCGACGGCGUCACCUAGGAUCGUGCACCAACACGGGGUCCACCACAUGGCCACGUCGGCUCCUGUGAACGUGCCGGACUGGAGCAAGAUCCUGCGGGUUGACUCGGUCGACUCGCUGCAAGAGCUGGACGACGGGUUGGAUGAUGGGGACCCGGAGAUGGUGCCCCCACACGAGUACCUGGCGCGAAGCAGGAAGAUAGCGGCCACCUCGGUUUUUGAGGGCGUGGGCCGGACACUGAAGGGCCGGGACAUGAGGCGAAUAAGAGAUGCGGUUUGGAGUCAGACCGGGUUCGAUGGUUAAAUUUAUUUACUGCACGAAGCACAAGGAUUUGAACCCGGUUGGACUGUCCAUUGUUGUUUGUACUUUGUAUUGUUUUGUGGGUCGUAGCUGGAUGUUUAAUAUUCUUAACAGCUAUAUAUAUUUAUUUUGUCUCAACUUGGGCGAUGAUUCGGUCUAGUCGGUUCGGUUCGUUCACCCGAGUCGACUUUGGUGACAAGUGAGCCUAAGCAAUUGGUUCAUAAUUCAGAAUUUGUGGCUGUGACUGUGA
Juglans regia (Persian walnut) is the source of this 1063-nucleotide messenger RNA. RefSeq lists its product as uncharacterized. The record is from RefSeq and is a predicted model, not a curated record. Bases 196 to 816 code for a protein of 206 amino acids. The transcript has a single exon. NCBI's taxonomy places the organism in Eukaryota, Viridiplantae, Streptophyta, Magnoliopsida, Fagales, Juglandaceae.